Messenger RNA from Stegostoma tigrinum, 1604 nucleotides. RefSeq names its product deoxyribose-phosphate aldolase (putative) (gene dera). Lineage: Eukaryota; Metazoa; Chordata; Chondrichthyes; Orectolobiformes; Stegostomatidae. Gene Ontology annotation, molecular function: deoxyribose-phosphate aldolase activity. Gene Ontology annotation, biological process: carbohydrate catabolic process; deoxyribonucleotide catabolic process. The record is from RefSeq and is a predicted model, not a curated record. Gene Ontology annotation, cellular component: cytoplasm. The transcript has 9 exons. Bases 61 to 1017 code for a protein of 318 amino acids.
GUUGAUUGGCUGCUGUCUGGCGGAAGUGACGACCGGACCGGAAGGUGUGUAUCGGACGCUAUGGCGGCCCGGAAUUGCGGCUGCCCGAUGGAUUUGGGCUGGGUAUCCAGAGUCCGUGUAAAUCAACCUGCUGUUGUGAGACGUGCAGAGCAGCUACAAACAAGGCGGAAUUUGUCCAAGGAAUGGCAAGCUGCAUGGUUGCUGAAAGCUGUUACAUGUAUUGACCUCACCACAUUGUCUGGUGACGACACAACAUCAAACGUUCAAAGACUCUGCUACAAAGCCAAGCACCCCAUCAGAGAAGACCUGCUCAAAAAUCUCAACAUGGACAAUAAAGGUAUUACUACUGCUGCAGUGUGUGUUUACCCAUCUCGGGUGUCUGAUGCAGUACAAACAUUGAAGAGUAUAGAGUGUAAUAUCCCUGUUGCCUCAGUGGCAACAGGCUUUCCUGCUGGACAGACACCUCUGGUGAUACGUUUGCAAGAGAUAAAAAUGGCUGUCGCAGAAGGUGCUAGAGAAAUUGAUAUUGUAAUUAACAGAACCUUGGUGCUGAAAGGCCAGUGGGAAGAGUUGUAUAACGAGAUUCAACAAUGUCAUGACGCUUGUGGGGGAGCCCAUAUGAAGACCAUACUCGGAACAGGAGAAUUGGGAUCAUUAGCAAACAUCUACAAGGCUAGUCUUGUAGCUAUGAUGGCAGGUUCUGACUUCAUUAAAACGUCUACAGGAAAAGAAGGGGUAAAUGCGACAUUCCCAGUUGCCCUAGUGAUGGUGCGGGCCAUCAGAGACUUUUAUUCAAAGACUGGUUACAAGGUCGGGUUUAAACCAGCAGGUGGUAUCCGCAGUGCAAAGGAUGCAUUGACUUGGCUGUCACUAAUCAAAGAAGAGCUGGGCAACAGCUGGCUAAAGCCAGAAUUGUUCCGACUGGGUGCCAGCACUUUACUUACUGACAUUGAAAGACAGAUCUACCAUCACGUGACAGGAAGGUAUGCAGCAGCUCAUGAAUUGCCAAUGGCUUAAAGGACUACAUGCUACUUUCAUGAGGAAAUAGGCCUGAUUUAUGAUCCCUAUAAGAUUUCUCCACCUCUGUGUAUGUUCCUUUCGCUGGAAAUUUUGAAAAUAACUUUUUUCUUCCUAACCACAAGAUCAACUUUAACACUUUCUAACUGACUUUAAUGCACUUCAAUAUACUUAAAAAUAUAAAUGAUUCAAACACAAUGUGAUGAGUUUCUAGAAAUUCAGGAUUAUAUUAAUUUAUACUAAAAGUAUUAAAGUGGAAUUUUCUUUUGACAAAGUCCAAACAGUGACGUGAGAGGCUUAUUUUACUCUGAGUUAAAAUGCUUUGUAUUGUGAAAAGUUAUUUUGAAUAAGGUGCAUAUAUAUAGUUUUAUUUUGUCUGCCCUAUACAGUAAAUUCACUAAUCCCAUGCUGCAAAUGGAGAUCCUUCCACAAUAAGAUAGGCAUGCAGGACUGUGACAUUGAAAUUUUCACUCUGAUCUCAAGCAUUUCCAUCAACAGAGCUGUUACCAGGACUGCCUAAUCAUGGGACCAGGACUGCCUAAACAUGGAUUUGAUGUGUGCAAAGUGAAUAAAUAAGUGUGAUUGGA